Messenger RNA from Gongylonema pulchrum, 174 nucleotides. The record is from the annotation of a GenBank genome assembly. NCBI's taxonomy places the organism in Eukaryota, Metazoa, Nematoda, Chromadorea, Rhabditida, Gongylonematidae.
AUGAUGGCGGGUCGUUCGCCCUUUGACGUUGUGGGCAUGGCUGGUGAUGCAGAGCAGAAUACCGAGGACUACCUGUUCCAAAUAAUUCUUGAGAAGCAGAUACGAAUUCCACGAUCACUCUCAGUGAAAGCUGCCACUAUUCUGAAAGGCUUCUUAAACAAAUUAAGUUAUUAG